GGGGCGCGGAGCCCGGGGACGGCUCCUCCUCCUGGCUUCGGGGGCUCCGUAGGCGGCUGGGCGCACGCAGACACUGCUUUAAGAGGACGACAUCAUGGAUAAAUAUGAAAUAAUUAAAAAAAUUGGAGAAGGAUCUUUUGGCACAAUAUUCUUGGCAAAAGGAAAAGUGGAUAAUGAGCAGUGUGUUAUCAAAGAGAUCAGUUUAACUAAGAUGCCUGUGAAAGAAAAAGAAGCUUCUCAGAAAGAAGUCAUUCUUCUGGCCAAGAUGAAGCAUGCAAAUAUCGUAACCUUCUAUGAUUCUUUGCGAGAAAAGAACAAGCUGUACAUUGUGAUGGAAUACUGUGAUGGUGGAGAUUUAAUGAAGCGGAUAAAUAUGCAGCAUGGAGUGCUGUUUGACGAGGACCAGAUUCUGAGUUGGUUUGUGCAGAUCUCCUUGGGCUUGAAGCAUAUUCACGACAAGAAGAUUUUACACAGAGAUGUAAAAGCACAGAACAUUUUUCUUAGCAAUAAUGGAAAGGUGGCAAAGCUUGGGGACUUUGGCAUAGCAAGACAGUUGAACAGCACUAUGGAGUUUGCCCAUACCUGUGUAGGGACCCCCUAUUAUCUGUCACCUGAGAUCUGUGAAAAUCGACCAUAUAACAAUAAAACAGAUAUUUGGUCUCUUGGCUGUGUGCUUUAUGAGCUAUGUGCACUAAAGCAUCCUUUUGAAGGCAAUAGUUUGCACCAGCUGGUGCUGAAGAUCUGCAGAGGACAUUUUCACCCGGUGUCUCCCAACUAUUCGUAUGAUUUGAGGAUAUUGAUUUCCCAGUUGUUUAAAAUAUCUCCAAGAGAUCGACCAUCUAUCAAUUCUAUUCUAAGGAAGCCCUUCUUGCAGAAGCUCGUUCUUAGGUAUUUGCCCCCUGAGGAAGAUCUCAGUCACACUGUGAUACAUAGAAAAAAGCCUUCAGCAUCACAGCCUGGAGCCAAGCUGAUACAAGCAUAUAAACUUCAAAAAAGUACAGUCCAGGACGAAGUUUCUCCAGAAUCUGGAAUGAUGGUGCCUGUCAAGAAGCAGGAAUUAUUUCAAAGAAAUGAAUGGAAACCUCCUUCAGGAAGGCAACAGCCUCUUUUUCAGCCACAGACCUCCAGAUGUAAGAUGGCAGAAAGGCCAGAAAGUAUUAGAGUACAUGGCCAUUAUGGUCAUUACUAUGAUAAGCUUGACAACUUCAGGAGGAAAGCUAAUGCACAUUAUGACCUUUCUCAUAUCAGCCAAAGAGUUGAGGAAUACUAUAAACUAAAAGGACAAGUUGCACCUCCACCCCCACCAUCUGACUGGCCUUCAGAAUAUCUUCAAAGGCGAUUUGAAGCCCAACAGUACAAGAUUAAAGUGGAAAAACAGCUGGGACUGCGACCAUCCUCUGCUGACCCAUAUUAUGACCAAAUACAGCAGCAGAAAGUAAAGGAAGAACAUCUCAAAAAACAUCAGCAGGACGUGUCUAGAAAGAACGAAAUGAAAGAACAGGAGUACCUGAAACAAUUACAGAAAAUUCGGGAGGAAUACCAGAGCAAUAUAAAAGAAUUCAGAUUUAGAGCAGGAGUGCUCCAGGAGAAUCAAAAAAUACAAGAUAAAACCUAUCUUGUGAGACAAGGCAAAGCUGAGGACCAGUCUGAAAUCGAAGAUACAGCUGGAACAGGAGGAGAAUCACUUCAGGACAUGGAAGAAAACUUUAAACAAGUCAGACUCCAGAAUAGUCCAGACCAAAAAAUCUUAGAAAAGAAACAUAACGCAAAGGGAGGAGUAAAGUUUGAAAUUAAUUUAGAUGUAUGUGUUCCUGAGGAAGACAGUAUUCGAGAAGCAGAGAGUAACCUAUUGUUUUCGCAGGUACUAGAUAAACUCAAUGAGACUUUAACUUUUGUGGAUGGUGAGAAUCUUAAGGAGAAAUUGGUGGAAGUUUAUGAAGAUCAUACGGACAGAGUUUUGGAAGAAGAAGCAGAGUCCAAUGACAUAGGUGAUAAGAAAGAAAACAGAAAACAUUGGCAAGGUGGAGCCCCUCAGACACUACUGAAUUUUUUAGCUGAUGCUGAUGUCACAUCUGUAUGUCCUACCAUGGCUGAAAAUGAACUUGCUGACCAUGCUAUUCUGCCUGAAGACAUCCCGGAAAACAGGAAGCGGUGGAAACAAACACCACCAGGGACACUCCUGAACAUCUUAGCAAAAGCAGAGCUGUCUAGUGAUUCCUUAAUCUGUCUUGAAGAAGAAAUAGAAGGGAGAUUAACUAUGUUGCCUCCAAAAGAAAACAAGGAAGAUGAUUCAGAAACAUACACUGCUGUUGCUGUUGAUGAAGGCAGACUUGAGCCAAGAUCAGAUGACGAAGACACAAAUUUUGAAGAUUCUGAAGACGAACUCAGACAUGAGCUGGAGGCAUCUCUGGAAAAAGUGGUAACUUCUCCAGCAGAGAGAACCCUGGAGUCUCCCACCCUUUCAAUAAAUAAAGGUCAAACAGAUGAAGAAAAGAUGAGUUUACCUCACAAACUACUUGCAAAAUCUGGUGAUGAUUUAGAAAAUAACCAUGGGUCAUUUAGUGUUGACCCACAUAAUGAAAAAGGCAAGCAGGAGGCAAGAGCUACCUAGAACACCAGCACAGUUACUCUUUCAAAACUUUAAUUUGCUUGAAGUUUCAGCCACAUCAGUAACAAAAUUUAAGGAUAGCUGACAUUAAAUGCCAAGUAAAUCAACAGUGCUAAACGCUCAAUUAAAAUUAAUAGAAGCCUGUUACUAUUUUGUUUAAAAGGAAAAAAAUCAGGCUAGUUUUCAGACAUGUUGAAAAAUCCUCAUCCAGACGGAAAUGCACAUUCGUCUUUAUUAUUCUGAACUAGCUGGGACUUCUGUGACAACACUUGCUUCAGCAAAUUUCCAAUUACGUACUCCCAUUAACCAUUUUUGUAUCACGUAAGAAAGUCUCUUAGUGUAUUGUAUUGCCCUAGCUCAAUCAACUCCUUGUUCUAAGAAGCUCUUCCAGCUUUUCCUAAUCAGUAUGUACUGCCAAUACUGCUUUAUAAUCCGUAGUUUCAUUUACACAGUACUGACCCUACGUAGUAUCACCAACUGCUCAGCAGUUUUAUAUAGUAAUGUAAAAGGGUUUAUUAGCACCGUGAGAGUUGUGUGUUCCCCAAUUCCUAAUAAAAUAUGGAACAGUUAGUUCUUCAUGUACAAAAUUUCACAUAGUCCAGGUGAAGCUUAGAGGGAAAAUCAUGUUCUAAAGUCUGAUUUCAGUAGCUUUUUGUACUUUUAGUUUGCUAAAAUAUAAAAUACUGCUUUGAUGGCUCAAAAAAAGGACUAUAUGUUUUUCCAUUUUUCAUACAAAAACAGAUGUCCAAUUUUUGAACAUUUUGUUCACAAUGUUCUGUUUUACAAUAAGCAGUAGUUUAGGGCUUUAAUGUUCAUGUUUGUGUAGCAUUUAAUUCUGCCCUCUAAUCUAGACCCUUCUGUUCCCUAGGAACAGAAAAACUUUCAGUAGAAUAGAGUUGGAAAAAUACCACUAAGUUGUCAUACUGUGAAAGGGCACAAGGAAAUAGCUAAUACAAGGAUCAUAGACAAGUGCAAUUAUUACACUUAUUAAAAAGCAAGCUAGCAAAACCACAAUAUGAUUAACCUAAAGGAAUCACUGUAGGUAAUGAAAUCUCGAGAACCACAAUUAAAAUCCCUCAUAAUAGAAUUUUGCCACAGACUGGGGGACAGCAAAUUGAAAAUGUGCUACAGAUGCUGGAAAAAAAUUCCUCUGGAUACAAAAGCUAUCAAUCAAACAAAAAUGUUGACUUUAAAAAGUGUGACUGUGA
This is a messenger RNA of Chroicocephalus ridibundus (black-headed gull), 3816 nucleotides long. It is a transcript of the gene NEK5, whose product is annotated as NIMA related kinase 5. Gene Ontology annotation, molecular function: ATP binding; protein kinase activity. NCBI's taxonomy places the organism in Eukaryota, Metazoa, Chordata, Aves, Charadriiformes, Laridae. Bases 95 to 2611 code for a protein of 838 amino acids. Gene Ontology annotation, biological process: protein phosphorylation. The record is from RefSeq and is a predicted model, not a curated record. The transcript has 23 exons.